AUGGGUGGCUAUAUCCUGAAAUUGCUUGUUUUGUUGGUAUUGCUAUGGCAUUUAGGAUCCAACCAUGCAGCAACGGAGGGUGGAGAAAAGAAGUGCAAAGAGAGGGAGAGACUUGCUCUGCUCAACUUCAAACAAGGCCUCCAUGAUAACUAUGGCAUUCUGUCUUCAUGGAAAGACGAGAAUGAUUGCUGCAAAUGGAAAGGGAUUCGUUGCAACAAUGAAACUGGGUACGUUGAGAGGGUUGAUCUUCACUGCUCUGAAGCACAAUACUACUUGAGCGGUGAAAUCAGCCCUUCCUUGACUGACCUGCAACACUUGUCGUAUCUAGACCUCACUUGCUUAUCAAAUAACACCACUACUCACAUCCCACCAUUCUUGGGUUCUUUCCCAAAUCUAUGCUAUCUUAAUCUCUCUUCUGCUGCUUUCUCCGAUUAUUUUCUUAAAAAACCUUAUUUUGAGGGAGAGAUCCCAUCACAGCUGGGAAAUCUCUCGCAACUGCAGUAUCUUGAUCUUAGUUGGAACCAACUUGGAGGAGUGAUCCCCUACCAACUUGGGAAUCUUUCCCAACUGCAGCAUCUUGAUCUUAGUGUCAACCAACUUGGAGGAGUGAUCCCCUACCAACUUGGGAAUCUUUCCCAACUGCAGCAUCUUGAUCUUAGUUGGAACCAACUUGGAGGAGUGAUCCCCUACCAACUUGGGAAUCUUUUCCAACUGCAGCAUCUUGAUCUUGGCUACAAUCAGAACCUCACUGUUUAUGGUAAAAAUCAUGGCGGUAUUCAGUGGCUGUCAAAUCUCUCCUCUCUAACAAGCCUUGACUUGAGUGAUGUCCUUAAUCUCAAUGAUUCUUCUCUCCACUCACUCCAGUUCCUUGGAAAGCUUCCAAGUCUAAAAGAACUGAGGCUAAGCAGGUGUGGCCUUUCUGAUUCUCAUAUUCUAACAUUGUCUAAUUCCAGUUUGAAUUUCUCUACUUCCCUUGCUAUCCUUGAUCUGUCUCAGAAUUAUUUGACAUCACAAACUAUAUUCCACUGGGCAUUUAACUUCACCUCUAAUCUACAAGUACUUGACCUUACCAACAACAUCUUAAGAGGCACCAUUCCUGAUGAUUUUGGCAGCAUAAUGCAUUCACUUGAAAGUAUUGAACUCUCAAACAACAAUCUAGAAGGCCCUGUUCCAAAAUCCUUAGGGAAUAUAUGUACCUUGCAAUCAUUUUAUGCUUCCAGCAAUCACUUGACUGGGGAUCUUUCGAGUUUUAUUUUCAACUCUUCAAGAUGCACCAGUAGCUCGUUACAAGAAGUGCAUUUAUCGGGAAAUAAAAUUCAUGGCAUGUCGCCUAGCAUUUCAAACAUCUCGUCUUUGAAAGAGUUAUGGCUUUCAGAUAAUGAAUUACAUGGAGAAAUACCUACAAGCCUGGGAUUGCUUACUGAGUUGGAGUCUUUGUUUCUUGAUGGAAAUUCUCUUGAAGGUGUCGUUACUGAAUCUCAUUUCACUAACCUCUCCAAAUUGAAAGCCUUUGAUAUAGCAGGUAGCUCGUUGACUAUCAAGAUUAGUGCCCGCUGGGUUCCACCUUUCCAAAUACAAAGUUUGAUUAUACCAGGUUGCACGGUAGAUUCUAAUUUUCCACAUUGGCUCAAGAAUCAAGAUGAAAUCCGGAGGCUUAAUAUUGCAAAUCUCAGGACUCUGGAUUUUGUGCCGAACUGGUUAUGGGGGAAAUUGCUAACCAUGGAUACUUUUAAUAUUUCAGGCAACAAUCUCACUGGUACAAUUCCAAAUCUCCCAUUUGAGUUAUCUUACCCAGAAAUAGAUUUGACUUCAAAUCAAUUUGAGGGUUCCAUUCCACGGUUUUGGUUGCAAGCAACUGCCUUGUAUCUAUCCAACAAUAGAUUUUCAGAUAUAGUAUCAUUUGUUUGCGGCAAUAACACAGCCAUGCCUUUGGGGGUUUUGGAUUUAUCAAACAAUCAAUUGAAGGGUGAGUUGCCUGAUUGUUUGAAUUUGAACUCACUACAAUUUCUUGAUCUCAGCAAUAACAAACUUGAAGGAAAGAUUCCUUUCUCAUUGGGUGUCUUAACAAACUUGAAGGCUUUGAUUUUAAGAAACAAUAAUUUCACUGGAAAAUUACCUUCUUCCUUGAAGAAUUGCUCCCAGUUGGCAUGGUUGGACCUGGGACAAAAUGAGUUUCAUGGUCCGAUUCCAUUAUGGAUAGGAGAAAGCUUAAAACAGUUAGUAAUCCUAAGCUUAAGAUUCAAUUACUUUAAUGGAAGCCUACCUUCAAAUCUGUGUUUGUUAACAAAGCUUCAAGUCUUGGAUCUCUCGCAAAAUAGAUUAUCAAGAGGGAUUCCAACCUGCAUAAAGAAUUUUACUGCAAUGACUCGAGAUGCUAGAAGCUCAAAUGAACCAAUGAGUCAUUCAUAUGCGUUCAAAGUUGGAGUAUAUACCUUUUUGGCUGGACGAUAUAAUUUGUAUCUGUUUUUAACAUGGAAAAGCGCAUAUCGUUCCUUCAAAAAUGCAGAUAUGCUUCUAACAGGAAUUGACCUCUCAAGUAAUCAUCUCACAGGUGAAAUACCGAAGGAAAUUGAGUUGUUAUUUGGAUUGGUUUUAUUGAACUUAUCAAGGAACAGUCUCAAUGGGGAAAUCAUCUCUAACAUUGGGAACUUACAAUCACUAGAGUUUCUUGAUUUGUCAAGAAAUCAUUUGUCAGGUAGAAUUCCUUCAAGUCUCUCCAAAAUUGACCGUCUUACUAUGUUAGACUUGUCAAACAAUGAUCUUGAUGGCAAAAUUCCAAUUGGAACGCAACUGCAGAGUUUCGAUCCUUCAGCUUACGAAGGAAAUCCCAAUCUGUGUGGAGAACCUCUUAACAAGAAAUGUGAAGAAGAAACCACAGAAGAUGAGAGGCCAGUAGCACAAGUGGGUGAUGACAAUUCAAUAUUCUUGGAGGCAUUAUACAUGAGCAUGGGAUUAGGGUUCUUCACAGGCUUCUGUGGCUUCAUAGUUUCAGUAUUAUUCAUCUCCUCUUGCAGAGAACCCUACUCCAGGUUCUUGAAUAGUUUGGUCACCAGAAUCUAUGGCUAGAGGAUGAACAGGAUCUCCUACUUUUGCAUCUUUUACUGUUAUCAAUAAACCCAAUGGAAUCAUUUGGUUCUCAGCAUGCUGUUGUUGAACCUUUUUCUUACUAGUGCUAUGAAUGCAUCUUUUGCUGUAAUAAAAUUGUUAAUCUUAA
Arachis duranensis is the source of this 3214-nucleotide messenger RNA. Its product is annotated as receptor-like protein EIX1. Gene Ontology annotation, molecular function: protein binding. The transcript has 2 exons. The coding region runs from base 1 to 3066 and encodes 1021 amino acids. NCBI's taxonomy places the organism in Eukaryota, Viridiplantae, Streptophyta, Magnoliopsida, Fabales, Fabaceae. Gene Ontology annotation, cellular component: plasma membrane. The record is from RefSeq and is a predicted model, not a curated record.